This is a messenger RNA of Oryza sativa Japonica Group (Japanese rice), 2614 nucleotides long. Its product is annotated as probable LRR receptor-like serine/threonine-protein kinase At3g47570. The record is from RefSeq and is a predicted model, not a curated record. Gene Ontology annotation, biological process: protein phosphorylation. Lineage: Eukaryota; Viridiplantae; Streptophyta; Magnoliopsida; Poales; Poaceae. Gene Ontology annotation, molecular function: ATP binding; protein kinase activity; protein binding.
CUGAUCACAGACCGGAUAAACGAGCGCGCUGCACUGCGUUACAUGCGGCGUGACGCGCUUGUCCUAAUCGCAAUAAAUGCGGUUAGGUGAGCCCCGCUGCGCUCACCUAACCCACUCAUGCGGCGCCAAACCUGCAAGGGGUCGGGGCGCCUCAGCCCUCAGGGCUGAAACGGAAGCGGUCUGACCCCUCGGGGAGACAAAGAGGGGGGGCGGCCACGUCACCCUCGGGCCCGACCCCCCCAAGGGGGUCAGGCCUCGUGGGUGAUUGCUCCUGUCCAAGCCUUUAGUAGUGAUACUCCCGGUCCCAUGUCACCGACACACUGCCAACCUCUUUAGUUAAUGCCUUGAACCUUCAAGUGCUAGAGGUCCGUGAUAACACAUUCACUGGUGUUGUUCCUUCUUUCUGGGCUUUGCAAAACUUGACCCAGUUGGACCUUGGUGCCAACCUAUUUGAAUCUGUAGACUGGACAUCCUUGUCCUCAAAAAUAAACUCUACCAAACUGGUGGCAAUAUAUUUGGAUAACAACAGGAUUCAUGGAAUCUUACCUAGUUCCAUUGGCAAUCUCCCAGGAAGCUUGCAAACGUUAUAUAUGACCAACAACAGAAUUGCAGGGACCAUACCUUCAGAGAUAGGAAACCUCAAUAACCUCACUGUUCUUCAUCUAGCAGAAAACUUAAUCUCAGGGGACAUUCCUGAAACACUUUGUAACCUUGUAAACUUGUUUGUCCUAGGGUUACAUCGCAAUAAUCUUUCUGGGGAAAUCCCACAAUCAAUUGGAAAACUUGAAAAAUUAGGUGAGCUUUAUCUCCAAGAGAACAACUUUAGUGGGGCCAUACCUUCAAGCAUAGGAAGGUGCAAAAAUUUGGUAAUGCUGAACCUCUCAUGUAAUACCUUCAAUGGAAUCAUUCCACCCGAGCUCUUGUCGAUCUCCUCACUUUCAAAAGGCCUAGAUUUGUCUUACAAUGGAUUUAGUGGACCCAUCCCAUCUAAGAUUGGUAGUUUAAUUAACCUUGACUCUAUUAACAUUUCCAACAACCAAUUAUCUGGAGAGAUUCCGCAUACACUUGGUGAGUGCCUUCACUUGGAGUCCCUACAAUUAGAAGUGAAUUUUCUAAAUGGGAGUAUCCCGGACUCCUUCACGAGUUUAAGAGGCAUCAAUGAGAUGGAUCUCUCACAGAAUAACUUGUCUGGUGAAAUCCCAAAAUUUUUUGAGACAUUCAGCUCUUUGCAGCUCCUCAACUUAUCCUUCAACAAUCUCGAGGGAAUGGUUCCUACAUAUGGUGUAUUUAGCAAUUCAAGUAAGGUGUUCGUACAAGGGAAUAGGGAAUUAUGCACAGGGUCUUCAAUGCUGCAAUUACCACUUUGCACAUCAACAUCAUCCAAAACAAACAAGAAAUCCUAUAUCAUCCCAAUAGUUGUCCCACUUGCUAGUGCUGCUACAUUCCUAAUGAUAUGUGUUGCCACAUUUCUUUACAAGAAGCGAAAUAACCUGGGAAAGCAAAUUGAUCAGUCUUGUAAGGAGUGGAAGUUCACAUAUGCUGAGAUUGCCAAAGCUACCAAUGAAUUUUCAUCAGACAACUUGGUUGGUUCCGGGGCAUUUGGGGUGGUCUACAUAGGUAGAUUCAAAAUUGAUGCAGAGCCAGUUGCCAUUAAGGUAUUCAAACUUGACGAAAUCGGAGCAUCAAAUAACUUCUUGGCUGAAUGCGAGGUGCUAAGGAACACUCGGCACCGAAAUCUCAUGCAUGUGAUUAGUCUAUGUUCCUCCUUCGAUCCAAUGGGAAAAGAGUUUAAAGCUCUAAUUUUGGAGUACAUGGCUAAUGGUAACCUAGAAAGUUGGCUUCAUCCAAAAGUACAAAAACAUCGACAAAGAAGACCAUUAGGUCUAGGAUCAAUUAUACAGAUAGCAACGGACAUUGCUGCUGCCUUGGAUUAUCUCCAUAACUGGUGCACACCUCCGCUUGUUCACUGUGAUUUGAAGCCAAGUAAUGUACUUUUGGAUGAGGACAUGGUUGCUCAUGUUAGUGACUUUAUCUGUAACCAUUCUUCAGCAGGGCUUAACAGUUUAUCAAGCAUAGCAGGACCAAGAGGGUCAGUUGGAUAUAUUGCACCAGAAUAUGGGAUGGGUUGCCAAAUAUCAACUGCAGGCGAUGUCUAUAGCUAUGGAGUUAUUCUGCUAGAAAUGCUCACAGGAAAGCAUCCAACUGAUGACAUGUUCAAGGAUGGGCUAAACAUUCACAAAUUAGUGGACUGUGCAUAUCCACAUAAUGUUGUUGAGAUUUUAGAGGCCAGUAUCAUUCCACGGUAUACACAUGAAGGAAGGAACCAUGAUUUAGAUAAUGACGUUGAUGAAAUGAGCAUAAUGGAGAGAUGUAUCACACAGAUGCUGAAAAUUGGUCUACAAUGCUCUCUGGAGUCACCUGGAGAUCGUCCAUUAAUCCAAGAUGUUUAUGCUGAAAUCACCAAAAUCAAAGAAACAUUUUCAGCAUUGGACAGUUGAAGAAGUAGGCCAAAAUUUUCUAUUACUAGAGAAGUUAUUAAUAGCCCAUUAUGUUUUUUUAAUUAUAUAUUACAUUUGCUACUUUUCAUUCCUAAUUCCACUGAAGUUGCCAUUUA